Molecule: messenger RNA, 1556 nt
Organism: Dimorphilus gyrociliatus
Lineage: Eukaryota; Metazoa; Annelida; Polychaeta; Dinophilidae
Source: the annotation of a GenBank genome assembly
AAUGAGCGUCGAGAAAUUAUUCAAUGCGGGAGGGAUUAAUGGCGGCUGGUAGCAAACGAUGGAUCUUUACAGCCGAACAACUUCAAAAUACGCCUUCCCGGCAAGAUGGAGUAGACGGAAAAAAAGAAUUAUAUUAUAGGCAACAAGCUGCUAGUACAAUUCAAGAUUUAGGACAAAAAUUACAAACCGUCUCCCUUGCUUGUUUGUUUUUGGCUGCCAAAGUGGAAGAACAACCGAAAAAAUUAGAAUACUUAGUCCGAUAUAGCUACAUGAUGUCCCACAACAAAGAUCCAAAGAACCUGGACGUGAAAAGCAAAGAAGGCACAAUUGAUUAUAAAGUAGUUUGUGCAGGAUUUGAUUUGACUGUCACUCAUCCUCACAUGCACGUUAUGGAGACAUGCAAUCUAGUCAGAGCUCCCAAAGAUUUAGCUCAGACAUCUUACUUUCUAGCAACAAAUAGUUUACAUUUAACAACUUUAUGUUUACAACACGAAACUAAAGUUGUAUCAGUUGUUUGUAUUCAUUUGGCAUGUAAAUGGUCAAAUUGGGAAAUUCCAGAAUCUAGCGAAGGAAAACCUUGGUGGCAUUACACGGAUAAGAGCAUAACGAACAAAUUGAUUGACAAACUGACUGACGAAUUCCUAGCAGUUUUAGAUCAAUGCCCCAGUAAAUUAAAAAGCAAAAUUAUGCAAUGGGAGAAUAAAAAACCAAGCGAUUCACCUCCCCAGUCUUCUGACAGUCCAGUUUCUACGACUGUUAGCAAACCACCAGUUAAGACAAGUACAGCAAGUGAAACUCAGAAACCUCAAGUGCCGCCAGCAACUUCAUCACAUCAACAUCAUAAUUCUGCACCAGGGAAACUAAGACCUCCUCAUCUUCCUUCCACCGAUACCAGCACAUUACGACGAACAUCAACAGAACCUGUCUUGGCUCACCAUCAUCACAAUACCCAUCAUCAUCAUACCUCUGGGAAUCCAAGCAUGAGCAAACCCCCUCAGUCCCAUCCACAUAAAAAAAUAGCUCCGCCAAGAACUCCUCUCGGAUCCCCACCUCCUGCAAAUAUUCGACGCAGGGCGAAACCGCCGGAGGUGAAGAAACCAGAAGCCACAGGUCCGAAACAAGAACCUAAGAGAGAGAUACCCGAAGUUAAAAAAGAAGCUACUGAACCGUCAAAAAUACUUAAGGACGCUUUGCCCUCCCUUCCAAAGCCAUUAAGUCCAUUGGACAAAGUAAAACCAGAAUCGUCCCCACCCAAGCAGGAUGAACCAAAAGAUUCAGAAAAAGAAAAGCUUGAGCUAGGUAAGAUUACGAUACGUAUCAAAGUACCGACCGCUCCCGAUGAUCCUGCUGCUUUGGCAUCUAAUUCCAAAGAUAAAAAGAAAAAGAAAAAGAAGCAUAAAGAAGGGAAAGAUAAAAAGCAUAAAAAAGAUAAGGAUGAUAGAAAAAGAGCUCAUAGUCCAAUAGCCAGUUCAGAAAGACCAAAAAAAUUUCCAAAAUUAGAGCCUGUAUUAAAUGGUGAUAACGAUAAAGGAUUAAAGGUUAAGCUAAAAAAAUAG